Messenger RNA from Prinia subflava (tawny-flanked prinia), 1149 nucleotides. It is a transcript of the gene THAP7, whose product is annotated as THAP domain containing 7. NCBI's taxonomy places the organism in Eukaryota, Metazoa, Chordata, Aves, Passeriformes, Cisticolidae. Bases 94 to 999 code for a protein of 301 amino acids. The record is from RefSeq and is a predicted model, not a curated record. The transcript has 6 exons. Gene Ontology annotation, biological process: regulation of DNA-templated transcription. Gene Ontology annotation, cellular component: nucleus.
GCCAGCUGGUGUAGGGGGGUUGUUCUCGCGGAUAUCGGAAAUCUCGCGAGAGUUCCGGGGAGGCCGCGGCGGCGGCGGGAUGGGAGCGCCGAGAUGCCCCGGCACUGCUCCGCCGCCGGCUGCUGCACCCGCGACACGCGAGACACCCGCGGCAGAGGCAUCUCCUUCCACCGGCUGCCGCGCAGGGACGACCCCCGCCGUGCGCAGUGGCUGGAGAACAGCCGGCGCCGCGACCCGGCGGGCGGGGGGCGCUGGGACCCCAGCUCCAAAUACAUCUACUUCUGUUCCCAGCACUUCGAGAGCUCCUGCUUCGAGCUAGUGGGAUACAGUGGCUACCACCGCCUCAAGGAGGGCGCCGUGCCCACCGUGUUCGCCACCGGCCCCCCCCGGCCCCCCCGGCCCCCCCGGCCCCCCCCUCUGGACAGUGACCCCCCGAAGCCGCUGCGCAGCGCCCGCAGGUGGAAGCGCGAGCCCCUCCCGACCCCUCCGGACCCCCCGUUCCCCUCGGACGCCUCCUGCUUCCCACGGGACACCAAGGACCCCGGCCCGGCCCCUGCCGGCGCCCCCGGCGGCGUCCCGGCGCUGCCCGGCCCCUCGGGCUCCGUCCCGGAGACCCUCCUGGUGGCCACGGGCGACGAGGAAGCCACGACCACCCCGGCGCUGCCCGAGGGAGCUCCCCCGGCCGCCGCGGCCGCCGCGGCGAGGGCGGCAGCGCCGGGCCCGCCGUCGCCGUCGCUGUUCAUGCUGCGGCUGCCGCCGCGCGCCGGCUCCUACAUCCAGAGCGAGCACAGCUACCAGGUGGGCAGCGCGCUGCUCUGGAAGCGCCGCGCCGAGGCCGCGCUGGACGCGCUGGACAAGGCGCAGCGGCAGCUGCAGGCCGGCAAGCGCCGCGAGCAGCGGCUGCGGCUGCGGCUGGCGGAGCUGCAGAGGGAGCGCAGGGCACCGCCGGAGCCGCGCCGCAGCGCCCGCGAGCCGCCGCCGGACGGAGCGGGGCGGUGAGGAGAGCCCGGGGAGCCUGGAGGCACCGGGGCGGGGUGAUGCCGAUCCACCGCCCUCCUCCUGCUCCGACACGGCCCAAACCUCCCUGGAGGAAGCCCAAAGUGCCUGAUUAGCCCCAAAUUAGCCUUUGCUAAUCACCCCGAGGCCAUC